AUGCAUUGUAUAGUUUAUUUAGACGUUUUGAAGUUCACGUGGUAAACAAUAAUAUAUAAGCUGAUCACCUGAUAGAAAACAUUAGAAAGGAUUUUGAAACAACCAUCAUCUGUUAAACGUAUCAAACAUGAAAGCAGUUUUUGAAAUCGUCCUUGCGGUGUAUUUUGUUUGUUGUGUUGCGGCACAAGAAUGUCCCAAAUAUCACUACGAGGAGCAAGUUCUAUCAAAGGUUGUCAGACUGGAACACAGAUUAGAACUGCUGGAGAAAAGGGCCGACAAAGAAGACAAAGAAGAUAAAGAAGUACAGCAGUGCCAAGAUAGAUGGAUAAAAUACAAGCGGUCAUGCUACUUCAUAUCAGAGGAUGACAUGUCAUAUGAUAGAGCACGAGCAAACUGCCAAAACCUAAAAGCUGAUUUAGUUCAUAUUGAUAACGCAGACGAAAACACGUUCCUUACCAACCAUCUCAAUACCUUAAAAGGUAUGAGCUUUUGGAUUGGACUCACAGAUGCUGACAGAGAGGGUAUCUUUAAGUGGAUUGACGACAACUCAAGGAUAUCAUUUUCAGACUGGAGUCCAUCACAACCUGAUAAUAGCGGAAAUAAGGAAGACUGUACACACAUUUAUGCAAAGUGGGAUUUUAAAUGGAAUGACCUAAACUGUCUGACUCCAGCAAAGUAUAUUUGUGAAGAGACAAUCACAUAUUGAAAAAGAUGAAAAAAAAAGAAUAUCAGCACAAUAAAAACGUCAUACAAUUUUCUUAAACUGAUAAUAGGGAAGAAACUUCUGAAACGUUUACACGUCCAAAUCAUAAAAUAAUCUAAAGGAGUGCAAAAAGAAAAAGCAACUUAUUAAUUAAAUAUCUUUGAUUUUUUCGAUUCGUGAACGUCCUCCAAUUUUCAAUUAAAAAUUUCAAUUUUUUUCCAAUGACAAGCAUUUUCAGAAUAAGACUCUACUGAGUUAUAAAUGACAUUCUAUAAGUUGUGUCCAAAAUGACGAGUCUGACGAUCUCAGGAAAAAAUCUCAAUUUUUUCAAUUAUGUUCAUGAUAUAUCAUACGAUUAUUGAUGUAUUCAAUUCAAAUAAAUUUCAAAAUUU
This is a messenger RNA of Ruditapes philippinarum (Manila clam), 1095 nucleotides long. RefSeq names its product perlucin-like protein. The coding region runs from base 128 to 706 and encodes 192 amino acids. The record is from RefSeq and is a predicted model, not a curated record. The transcript is spliced from 4 exons. Lineage: Eukaryota; Metazoa; Mollusca; Bivalvia; Venerida; Veneridae.